Molecule: messenger RNA, 7805 nt
Organism: Alosa alosa (allis shad)
Lineage: Eukaryota; Metazoa; Chordata; Actinopteri; Clupeiformes; Clupeidae
Gene: myo18ab
Product: myosin XVIIIA b
Cellular component (GO): myosin complex
Molecular function (GO): cytoskeletal motor activity; ATP binding; protein binding
Source: RefSeq, a predicted model, not a curated record
UCAGGUCUGGCCGUUCCUACAGCGUUUUCUUCGCCUAUCCAGAGAGGACUCAGUCACCAGUGUCACCCAUUACCCAGAGAAAGCUGGAUACUGAAUAACGGUCUGGUGAAAUAGAGGCAGCCCAGAGCAGUCCUCUGCCUUAACCCCUUCUUUGCCUCUGUAUGGCAGAGCCGCUUUUGUGUGAUGACCUUGUAGACACACCGCUUUGGACGUAGUGACCGGAGCAGCCCACCAUCAUGUUCAACUUCAAGAAGGACAAAGAGAAGGACGGAGCGAGGAAGGAGAAGAAGGACAAGAAGGACAAGAAGGAGCGCAUGUCGGCCGCCGAGCUGCGCAGCCUGGAGGAGAUGAGCAUGCGGCGCGGCUUCUUCAACCUCAACCGCGGCUCCAAGCGCGACUCCAAGAACAAGCUGGAGAUCUCCAACCCCAUCCCCAUCAAGGUGGCCAGCAGCAUGGAGCUGAGCCUGACCGACAUCGAGUCGGACGGCCUGAGCAACCGCAGCAGCAUGGUGCUGGAUGGACCAGCCAGAGCGGCAGCUCCAGCUGCUUCCACUGAAGGAGACUACGCCAGCAGGACGGGCCAAGAGAGGAGCAAGGAGGAGAGCCCGUCCGAGGGCUCCACGCCGUCCGGCCAGAACUCGGCUGCGCCGUCCCCGCAGGUGGAGACCAAGGUGUUUGACCCCCAGCGUAAGCAGAGCCUUCAGCAGCAGCAGCAGCAGCAGCAGCAGCCUGGCCCCCCGAAGAAAGUGCGCAUCCCGGAGGUGGUGGACAAGACGUUCCCGGCGGACCUGCGUCUCCCGGUCGUGAUCCCGCCGCACACGCCAGAGGCCCGCGAGCUGGAGCUCCAGCGCCGCAACACCGGCGACUUCGGCUUCUCGCUGCGCCGCACCACCAUGCUGGACCGCGGCGCCGAUGGCGCCGUCUACCGGCGCGUGGUCCACUUCGCCGAGCCUGGCGCCGGCACCAAGGACCUGGCCCUGGGCCUGGUGCCGGGGGACCGGCUAGUGGAGAUCAACGGGCGCAACGUGGAGAACAAGAGCCGCGACGAGAUCGUGGAGAUGAUCCGGCAGUCGGGCGACACGGUGCGCCUGAAGGUGCAGCCCAUCCUGGAGCUGAGCGAGCUGAGCCGCUGCUGGCUGAGGAACACCGAGGGGCUGCGGCGCGAAGCCUUUGAUGUGAAGACCGAAGAGCAGAUCGCCGCGGAGCAGGCAUGGUACGGCUCCGAGAAAGUGUGGCUGGUCCACAAGGACGGCUUCUCCCUGGCAACGCUGCUGAAGACGGAGGCUGGCAGCCUGCCGGAGGGCAAAGUGAAGAUCAGACUGGAGCAUGACGGGACGGUGCUGGACGUGGACGAGGAUGACGUGGAGAAGGCAAACCCUCCGUCGUUUGACCGCUCAGAGGACCUGGCGUCGCUGCUGUACCUGAAUGAGUCCAGCGUUAUGCACACCUUGCGUCAGCGCUACGGGGGCAACCUCAUCCACACCCACGCCGGGCCCAACAUGGUGGUCAUCAACCCCAUCAGCGCCCCCUCCAUGUACUCAGAGAAGGUCAUGCACAUGUUUAAGGGUUGUCGACGGGAGGACACGGCCCCUCACAUCUACGCCGUGGCGCAGUCGGCCUACCGCAACCUGCUGACCACACGCCAGGACCAGUCCAUCGUGCUGCUGGGCAAGAGUGGCAGUGGCAAGACCACCAACUGCCAACACCUGGUGCAGUACCUGGUCUCCAUCGCUGGCAGCACUGGCAAGAUCUUCUCAGCUGAGAAAUGGCAGGCAGUCUACACCAUCCUGGAGGCCUUCGGGAACAGUGCCACGGCCAUGAACGCCAACGCCAGCCGCUUCUCCCAGAUCGUCUCUCUGGACUUUGACCAGGCCGGCCAGGUGGCCUCUGCCUCCAUCCAGACCAUGCUGCUGGAGAAGCUGAGGGUGACGAAGCGCCCGGAGGCCGAGUCCACCUUUAAUGUGUUUUACUACAUGAUGGCUGGAGCGGACAGCACGCUCAGGACCGAGCUGCAUUUCAACCACUUUGCCGAGAACAGUGCAUUUGGAAUCGUGCCUCAGUCGAAGCCUGAGGACAAACAGAAGGCUGCUCAGCAGUUCACCAAGCUGCAGGCGGCCAUGAAAGUGCUGGGCAUCUCGGCCGACGAGCAGAAAGCCCUCUGGCUCAUCCUAGGGGCCAUCUACCACCUGGGCGCCGCUGGGGCCACCAAAGAGGCAGACGAAGCCGGACGGAAGCAGUUUGCCCGUCACGAGUGGGCGCAGAAGGCCGCCUACCUGCUGGGCUGCACCCUGGAGGAGCUCUCGUCCUCCAUCUUCAAGCACCAGGCCAAGGGCACCCUGCAUCGCUCCGCAUCCUUCCGCGGGGGACCGGAUGACCUGGGCUCAGGGGACAGCUCCGGACCCAAGAGCACGGCGCUGGAGUGUCUGGAGGCCAUGGCAUCAGCCCUCUACUCUGAGCUCUUCACUCUCGUCAUCUCCCUCGUUAACCGAGCACUGAAGGCGAGCCAGCACUCCCUGUGUUCCCUGCUCAUUGUGGACACGCCAGGGUUCCAGAACCCUCGCCUUGCCAAGCGCGAGCGCGGCGCCACCUUCGAGGAGCUCUGCCACAACUACGCCCAGGAGCGGCUGCAGACCCUCUUCCACGAGCGCACCUUUGUGCAGGAGCUCGAGCGCUACAAGGAGGAAAACAUAGAGCUUGCGUUAGAUGACAUAGAGCUCAGUACAUCUAUGUCUGUAGCUGCUGUAGACCAAGCCUCAACUCAAGCGCUGGUGCGUACGUUGGCCCGCACCGAUGAGGCUCGUGGACUGCUGUGGCUGAUGGAGGAGGAGGCCGUGCUGCCCGGCGGCUCAGAGGAGACGCUGCUGGAUAGACUCUUCAGCUACUACGGCUCCUCAGAGGGAGACGGCAAAGGUAACACCCUCCUCCUGAAGAGCGACAAGCCGCAUCACUUCCUGCUUGGCCACGGGCACGGCACGGACUGGGUGGAGUACAACAUGCAGGGCUGGCUGUGCCACGCCAAGCAGAACCCGGCCUCCCAGAAUGCUGCCACCCUUCUGCAGGACUCCCAGAAGAAGAACAUCAGUGGCCUGUUUAUGGGUCGCUCUGGCGGGGCCACGGUGCUGUCGGGCUCCAUCGCUGGCCUGGAGGGUGGCUCCCAGCUGGCCCUGCGCCGCGCCACCAGCAUGAGGAAGACCUUCACCACCGGCAUGGCCGCCGUCAAGAAGAAGUCCCUCUGCAUCCAGAUCAAGCUUCAAGUGGAUGCGCUGAUUGACACAGUGAGGAGGUCCAGGGUGCACUUUGUCCACUGCCUGCUGCCCAAAGCGGACGCUCUGAGCGGGGACCUGAAGCUGGUCGGGGGCCCGUCGCCCCGCGGCAGUGAGUCCGAGGCCCACGGCGAGAGCUGCGACACGGGCCUGAUGCAGCUGGACGUCGGCCUCCUGAGAGCGCAGCUCCGGGGCUCCAAGUUGCUGGACGCCCUGAGGAUCUACAGGCAAGGUUACCCUGACCACCUGGUCUUCUCCGAGUUCCGCAGGCGCUUCGACGUCCUGGCCCCCCAUCUGACCAAGAAGCACGGACGCAACUUCAUUGUGACCGACGAGAAGCGAGCGGUGCAGGAGCUGCUGGAGUCCCUGGAGCUGGAGAAGAGCAGCUAUCAUAUGGGACUGAGUCGGGUGUUCUUUAGGGCAGGGGUCCUGGCUAAGCUGGAGGAGCAGAGAGACAUCCAGACCCGGCGGAACAUCACCCUCUUCCAGGCGGCCUGCCGGGGCUACCUGGCCAGACAGUCCUUCAAGAAGCGCAAGAUCCAGGACCUGGCCAUCCGCUGCAUCCAGAAGAACAUCCAGAAGAACCGCGGGGUGAAGGGCUGGCCCUGGUGGAAGCUCUUCACCACCGUGCGCCCACUCAUCCAGGUGCAGCUCAGCGAGGAGCAGAUCCGCGGCAAAGACGAGGAGAUCCAGCAUCUGAAGGGCAAACUGGAGAAGGUGGAGAAGGAGAGGAACGAACUGAGGCUCAACAGCGAUCGCCUUGAGAGCAGGAUUACAGAGCUGUCGUCGGAGCUUGCUGAUGAGAGGAACACGGGCGAUUCGGCCUCACAGCUGCUGGAGUCAGAGACCUCAGAGAGACUGCGCCUGGAGAAGGACAUGAAGGACUUUCAGGCCAAGUUUGACAGCAUGAAGAAGCAGAUGGAGUCGAUGGAGAUGGAGGUGAUGGAGGCUCGGCUCAUCCGCGCCUCCGAGCUGAACGGCGAGAUGGACGAUGACGACACCGGGGGCGAGUGGAGGCUGAAGUAUGAGCGCGCCAUCAGGGAGAUCGAGUUCACCAAGAAGAGGCUGCAGCAGGAGUUUGACGACAAGCUGGAGGUGGAGCAGCAAAACAAGAGGCAGCUAGAGAGAAGGCUGACGGACCAGCAGGCGGACAACGAGGAGGUGCAGCGAGUGGCGGCGCAGCUGAAGAAGAAGUGCCAGCGUCUGACAGCCGAGCUGCAGGACACCAAGCUGCACCUGGAGGGACAGCAGAGUCGCAACCAUGAGCUCGAGAAGAAGCAGCGCAAGUUUGACUCUGAGCAGACGCAGUCUCAGGAGGAGGUGCAGAGGGAGAGGAGUCAGAGGGAGAAGCUGAGCCGAGAGAAGGACAUGCUGACCGGAGAGGUCUUCAGCCUCCGGCAGCAACUGGAGGAUAAAGACCUGGAGAUGUGUGCUCUGAACCUGAAGGUGGAGCAGCUGGAAGCGGAGCUGCAGGACCUGUCAUCGCAGGAGACCAAGGACGAGGCCUCGCUGGCCAAGGUCAAGAAGCAGCUGCGCGACCUGGAGGCCAAGGUCAAGGACCAGGAGGAAGAGCUGGACGAACAGGCUGGCACCAUUCAAAUGCUGGAACAGGCCAAGCUUCGUCUGGAGAUGGAGAUGGAGAGGCUGAGGCAGACCCACUCCAAGGAGAUCGAAAACAAGGACGAGGAGGUGGAGGAAAUCAGACAGUCCUGCAGCAAGAAGCUGAAGCAGAUGGAGGUGCAGCUGGAGGAGGAGUACGAUGACAAGCAGAAGGUGCUACGCGAGAGGAGAGAUCUGGAAUCCAAGCUGAUAGCCGCCCAGGACCAGGUGAGUGUCAGGGACGUGGAGACCGAGAAGCGUCUGAGGAAGGACCUGAAGCGCACCAAAGCCCUGCUGGCCGACGCCCAGAUCAUGCUGGACCACCUGAAGAACAACGCCCCCAGUAAGAGGGAGAUCGCCCAGCUCAAGAACCAGCUGGAGGAGUCGGAGUUCACGGGCGCCGCCGCAGUCAAAGCCCGCAAGGCUAUGGAGGUGGAGAUCGAAGACCUGCACGUCCAGAUGGAUGACAUCUCCAAAACCAAGCUCGCCCUGGAGGAGCAGUUGAGUCGUGUGCAGCGGGAGAAGAACGACCUGCAGUCUCGCAUGGAGGAGGACCAGGAGGACCUCAACGACCUCAUGAAGAAGCACAAGGCCGCCGUGGCACAGUCCUCUCAGCACCUGGCCCAGAUCACAGACCUGCAGACCCAACUGGAGGAGGCCCUGAAGGAGAAGCAGGACGUCCAGGAGAAGCUCCAGUCGCUGCAGAGCCAGCUGGAGUUCCAGGAGCAGUCCAUGGUGGAGAAGUCGAUGGUCAGUCGGCAGGAGGCCAAGAUCCGCGAGAUCGAGACCAAGCUGGAGUUCGAGAAGACGCAGGUCAAGCGCCUGGAGAGCCUGGUGGCGCGUCUGAAGGAGAACGUGGAGAAGCUGACGGAGGAGCGGGACCAGCGUAGCGCCAGCGAGAUCCGCGAGAAGGAGCAAAACAAGCGCUUCCAGCGGCAGAUCCGCGACAUCAAGGAGGAGAUGGCCGAGCUGUCCAAGAAGGAGGCGGAGGCCAGUCGCAAGAAGCAUGAGCUGGAAAUGGACAUCGAGAGCUUGGAAGCAGCCAAUCAGAGCCUUCAGGCAGAUCUGAAGCUGGCCUUCAAAAGGAUCGGCGACCUGCAGGCCGCCAUUGAGGACGAGAUGGAGAGCGACGACAACGAGGACCUCAUCAACAGUUUACAAGAUAUGGUGACUAAGUAUCAGAAACGAAAGAACAAAACUGAGGGGGAGUCGGGCUCCGACUCCGAAGUGGACGAUCGCGUGGACGGGGUGAAGUCGUGGCUGUCUAAAAACAAGGGCUCCGCCAAGAACCUGUCAGACGAUGGGAGCCUGAAGAGCUCAAGAUACGCUGCGAACGUUGACGCAAAGGAAGGGAAAGAAUGGAAAGAGGGUAAGGAAUGGAGAGAAAGUGGGAAAGAGGGUAAAGAGGUAGAACAGAGCAGGCCAGUGUCUGUCAUGAGUUCGCUAAGCUACAGGAAGCGCUCCAACAUCAAGGACUCGAUCGGGGGCAAAGGGGACGAUGGCUCCCUCUUCAGUACCCUGAAGGACCAGUCCCAGGACUCCCAGGAUCUGUCGUCCUUCCGAAAGGGCAAGGGCAAGGCGGCCGACGGCCAGGACGACUCUUACUCGGUGAGCUCCUGGAGGUCUAAGUCCAAGGUCGGGGACGACCUGGACGACCGCGGCUCGGUCAUCUCGCAGGCCUACUCGGAGGCCAGUCGACGGGCCAGGGAGGGCCUGGAGAGCCGCUGGUCCGAGUUGGACAAGGAGUCGGUGGUGUCGUCGCUGGCCCCGAGUCGAGCGUCCACCCGCCGCACCGUGCUGGACCUGUACGACGAGGAUGACUCCAAGUCUACACUAAGCGUGGGGCGGUCCAGCCCCCGGAGUCGACGCCGUAGCAUGUCCCGCCUGGAGGGACGCUCGCCUGUCUCUCCGACCCCCAGCCGGCGGUCGGACGGAGGCGGCCGCAGCCCCGGCAGCGUGAGCCGCGCCGACUCACGCAUGUCGGCGGCCCGCAGCUGUCGGCUUAGUGAGUUCGGCCUGGACGACGACAGCCGCAGUAUAGCGUACAGCGACGCGCGCUCCUCCGCCUACAGUCCCUUCUCCAGUGGCCGCAGCAUCUCCAUGCCGCCCCAGGCCCGCGCCACCGACAGCAGCCCCCCGGACACCUCCGACGUCAAGCCCGUCACCCACCGCAACUACCUGGACCCCGACCUGGAGAAGGCCAUCAACGAGGUGCUCAGCUUCAAGCCCAUCAAGUUCAAGCGCACCAGCCUGGAGGACUCGGAGGCCGAGGCGGGCAGGAAGAAAGACCCGGAGGAAGACGCCGGCGGGAGGAAGAGCAACCUGCGGCGUUCGGCCUCCGCCGUGGACUUCAUGCGGUCCAGCAGCAGCAUGAGCACGCGCAGCGGCCGCAGCAGCAGCAGCAGCAAGUCCAAGUCCAAGAAGAAGAAGAAGCGGAGGAGCCACAGCAGCGACUCGGACAGCUCCGACUCGGACGACGGACGCCGCUCCUCCAAGAGCUCCAAGAAAAAGUCCAAGAAGUCCAAGAUGAAGUCCAGGAAGGCCUCCUCGUCCUCUUCGUCCUCCUCAUCCUCCUCCAGCUCAGAGUCGGACUCCAGCUCCGGAGCGUCCACUAUAUCCUACCGCAGCACCAACAGCAUUAAGAAGGCCCCCAGUAGCAAACCAGCGUCCGGCUCGGAGGAGGAAGACCCUCAGGGCCUCGGGGACGAAGCACCGUCUCUCAGCAAGAAGGACGUGAAGAAGAGGAAGAAGAAGGUGGACAACGUGAUGAUGAAGUACCUGUACCGGCCCGACAGUGACUAGCGGCAAUAGACGGCACCCUCCUUCACGAAGACGCUUCUGCUACGAUCGAUCUGAUGAAGAGGAGGAGGAAGAAGAAAAGGAAGAGGGUGGCGCAUCCCGAAGCUCCUACCGCUCCAGAUACACACGCAGCUACCUGAACGA